AUGGCUGACGAGGCAAACCAGCCUCUGCUAGAUGCGCAGUUUGGCUCCGAGAGAGCAUCCGCAUCAUAUCAAUUAUCGACAGACUCAUCGCAUGAGUUUCACAGCUCUGAAUAUAAAUCGGAUGGUUGGGCUGCGAUGUCGGAUGCGACCGACCAGGCUCUGUUGGAUGAACAGUCUAACCUUACUGAACGGUCUCUGGGGCAGAACAUAUCACAAUCUCAUUCAGGUUGGGCUGCGAUGUCGGAUGCGACCGACCAGGCUCUGUUGGAUGAACAGUCUAACCUUACUGAACGGUCUCUAGAGCAGAAAACAUCACAAUCUCAUUCAGGUUGGGUUGUGAUGUCGGAUGCGACCGACCAGGCUCCGUUGGAUGAACAGUCUAGCCUUACUGAACGGUCUCUGGGGCAGAAAACAUCACAAUCUCAUUCAGGUUGGGCUGUGAUGUCGGAUGCGACCGACCAGGCUCCGUUGGAUGAACAGUCUAGCCUUACUGAACGGUCUCUGGGGCAGAAAACAUCAAAAUCUCAUUCAGGUUGGGCUGUGAUGUCGGAUGCGACCGACCAGGCUCUGUUGGAUGAACAGUCUAACCUUACUGAACGGCCUCUGGAGCAGAAAACAUCACAAUCUCAUUCAGGUUGGGCUGUGAUGUCGGAUGCGACGAACCAGGCUCUGUUGGAUGAACAGUCUAGCCUUCCUGAACGGUCUCUGGAGAGAAUAUCCGUCGACCAGCCUAGGCCAUCAUAUGAAUUGUCAUCAGAAUCAACACCUUUAUUACACCGCCGUGAAGAUGGAUUGACCUACGGGACCGAGCAAGGAUUGUCGCGAUCAUCUUCGUUCGCAUCACAAAACCCGCCCGAGGAUGGCGUCAACAAGAAGCGGAGCCGUGUACCAUGGCCGACGGUUAUCUCUCUCUCUGUUUUAACGCUGAGUGUUUUGACGAUAUUGGUACUUGCCUUUGCUGCCCCGGCGGCAGUUCAAGAAUAUGCCCAAGAAUCCGCUGUCUUCAAACCGACGGCAGUAUCAAUUGAUUCCACAACAUCCAACGGUGUUCGAGCUCGGAUUCAGGGCGAUUUCGUGAUGGACUCGGGCCGCGUUAAGAAUAAGUCAGUCCGAGGCAUUGGUCGAUUGGCCACGUGGAUUGCCAGGGAGGUUGAGACGGGCCCAUCGAAUGUUGAAGUUUAUCUCCCAGAGUAUGGGAAUGUGCUUGUUGGAAAUGCAACAUUGCCCUCCAUCAAAGUGAACAUCCGUAAUGGCCAUCAUACCAAUGUCGACUUCCUCACUGAUCUAGAGGCUGGUGACAUUCGAGGAAUCCACGCGGUAGCUAUUGAUUGGAUUGAGGGAAGAUUGGGCCGCCUUAAUGUCAAGGGCAAGGCAACAUUGCAGCUCAAGUCAGGAUUGUUCGCUUUAGGAACUAAAGUUCUGACUGACAAUAUUAUCAUUGAAGAACAUGAUUUCCCUGCUCUGCCAACGAUCAAUAUCCUCAAGCUGAAUGUGCAUGACGCAAACAGUGGUGCCAUGGCAGUGGAUGUCUUAAUUUCGUCUUUGAUUGAUUCUCCCGUCGCUCUCACUGUUCCUGCCCUCGGCUUUGACAUUCUGGUGCCAAACUGUUCACCCGGGGAUCCUUAUAUUCUGGUCGCCGAUGCGAAGACAAGCGCGGUUGAUGUUUACCCUGGCCAGGAGACUGCAGUCGGCAUUGAUGGUCUCAUCCAACAGCUACCCGAUGCAUUGACCUCUACCUGCCCAGGAAAGGAGGGUUCUCCUCUAGAUCUUUUGGUUUCGAGCCUUAUGCAAGGUCUCGAAACGACUAUCUACGUUCGUGGAUCGGAUGCACCAUUGCCCGAUACCCCAGCAUGGAUUGUCGAUCUACUGCGCAGCGUGACUGUACCUCUUCCGUUUACGGGACAUGCGUUGGACAACCUCGUGAAGAACUUCACGAUGUCCGAUACACAUUUCUCCCUUCCUAACCCUUUCGCGGAGCCAGAUUCCCCGGACUCGCAACCAACAGUGUCUGCUCUAGUGAAGGUUCUCAUCGCUUUGCCAGAGGAGAUGAAUUUCUCAGUAGAAGUCCCGCAAGUUCGUGCCCUUGCAGAUGUCUACUACAAAGAAGAGAAGUUCGGCGUGUUGAAUAUCAGCCACUGGCAAGACGCCAACUCCACAUUGGUGGAUGAUCAAGAUGGAUCUUCUGCACUCCUUGUGGAGUUCGCACUCAAGGAAGCACCAUUACAAGUCACAGAUGACGGGCUUUUGGCAGAGGUCAUCCAAUCAAUGCUUUUCGGCAGCGAAACAGUGGUACUGCGGGUCGCUGCCACCGUAGACACAAAGGUCUCAACUGGCUUGGGUCGCUUCGCCGUGCGAGGACUCCCUGCGGAAGGGAAGGUACCCGUGAAGAUACAAAUCAAGAUUAUUUCGGCCAUUGACCAUGUCAUAGCUUCCAUCGGGAAUUCACUUGACCGAAUCAAUCCACGCAUCGUCUCAUUAAAACUAGGAAACACGACUAAAUCCUCUAUGAUGGUAUCUACGCAGGCGAAUUUUACCAAUCCAACGAAUUACUCGGCCACAGUCCCCUUCGUUGACCUCCUCAUACUCUACAAUGACACUGCUGUGGCCCACAUCACCGCUCAGAAUAUCUCCGUUGGGCCUGGCAACAACAGUUACGUGCCUAUCGACUUCUUUUGGUGUCCGUUGGACGCAGCUGGAGUAGAUGGCGUCGAGGCAGGGCGGGCAUUGUUUUCAUCCUAUAUAUCAGGCUUGAAUACAUCGAUCACCAUCAAAAGCCAUCGAAACACGAUUCCAUCUCUACCCGGCCUAGGUGAAGCAUUAUCCGUCCUCAACAUUACUGUUCCUGUCCCUCGCAUAUCUACUCCGGGUUCACCGGGAAGCGAUGAUGGGGAUCAAAAGCCUCGUUUUAUCCAUGAUGCAACGUUCUACCUCUGGUCCUCGACAGCAGAAUUCAUCCUCUCCUCGCCCCUGACAGAAAACAAUAUCUCAAUCACCUCGAUUGACGCAACGGCUUUCUAUGAGAAAAAUGAGCCAAUCGGCCGAAUCAAUCAUCGUGAACCCUUCGAAGUGCCGCCUGGUAUAUCCAGGAGUCCACGCUUGCCAGUCGAUCUCGAUAUGGGCGGGGUUGGGUACGACGCUCUGCGUAAGGCACUCGGUCAGUCGUUGGAGAUGGAUGCUGUCGCUAAGGUUGGAGUUCUAAUUGGGAACUAUACGGAUGUCAUUCUCUACCAUAGUAAGGGCAUUGCGGCUAAAGUGAGGAUUUAG
This is a messenger RNA of Penicillium verrucosum, 3264 nucleotides long. RefSeq lists its product as uncharacterized. Bases 1 to 3264 code for a protein of 1087 amino acids. The record is from RefSeq and is a predicted model, not a curated record. NCBI's taxonomy places the organism in Eukaryota, Fungi, Ascomycota, Eurotiomycetes, Eurotiales, Aspergillaceae. Gene Ontology annotation, cellular component: fungal-type vacuole membrane. The transcript has 6 exons.